UAUAAAAAAGAAAAGAGAAGGCUCGAGCCUGUGGCUAUCAAUCCACCGGCGAUUUGUGUGCGUGCAUUGUGUGUUCCGGCUAGAAUCAAUCGGCUAUAUUGGAGGCAAGCUUUGUACCUGCAUAUCGCAGGCUACGGUGCUAAAAAAUCGAAGGUCAAUCGAGCCAGCUUAGGGCAGGAACCAAGUCGAUAGAGCGAGCUCUGCUUCGUCGUGGACUCGUGGUGCCCGCCGUUCAUCGUGGCAUGUCAUCAUCGCCAGUAAGUACUGGGAGUUAGUCCUGCUCGGUCGCCGUCCUCUGCUUGCACCGCCGAGAGGCGAGGUGCAAUCAUCUUGGUUGAAACCUGGUAGGCGCGCGUAGGUUAUUCCCAAAAAAGAGAACUUAACCCUAGGCGGCGGCGGGGACAAAAAGGUGCGGAUGGACAAGGGGUCGAUCCCGUCGGAGAAUGAAGACUUGGUAGACGCUCUCCGUCGUCACCGUGAGAUCCUGAGAUGGGAGACGGAUCUCCUGAGGAUGGAGAUCACGUCCCGGGAUCUGGCGACGAUGACCGGAAAGAAGGCUUAUCUAAAGCGCCAUCAUGCCGCCAGCGAUGGGAGAUCAAUAUCACCUCAGUUGGUCGAUCACAUGUCCCUCCACAGGAUCAAAGAAAUCAAACCGGUGAGUUUGCCCUACCUGGUGGAUAAUCAUCAAGAAGCCCUGGAUCUGCUCUUGCACGAGGCGCACAAAUUGGCCUACCGGAUCCAUUCUCUGAGGAAAGAAUUCAGUGCCACCAUCCCCUUGGAGAAGCUCAGAUUAUUCCAUCUCCUGUCGCAAGAAUGUCUGAGGAUCUCCAAAACCAUAGCCACGCAUGGAUCGCCAAUUUCUUGUGAAUCUUCUGAGGAUGCUGAAAUUUCUCUUUUCAAAGAGCGUCGUAACGGCUGGGAAUCUACUUGGGGCAGUCCGGUGUUACGGUGUGGCAGCUUCAAUGAUAUAACCACACUGUCCCCUAUGUACUAUACGCACUCUGCACCUCGUGUCAUUGAAUCCUCUCGUUACAUCACCAAGGCCUUGCAGAUCUACUCCUUCAAAAUCUUUGACCUAAAUGAGAACUUGAAGUGGCCACUCUAUGUGUACGGUGUGGUGGCUGCUCGAGACGCUGUGGACUUUAACCGCAACCUUCUCUUCUCCUGCUCCAGGGCUAACUGCCAAGUAGUCACAGAAAAGGAUCCUUUUUUGCACCUGACUGGCCCUUCUCGUGCAAUUGUCGCUGACGAACCUGUUGACUUCGAAGUCGAGCUAAAGAUAAAAUUUGGAACAGAUCAGUCCCAGGAUAUAGCAUUGAUCAGUGCUACUAACCACUACUCUGGAGGUGAUGCUGCUUUUUUCUCUGGCCGCUCUUGUUCGGCAACAUUGAGGCUUGAGACAGUUCCUAGAGCGGCCCAGGCAACUAUAUUGUCUAUUCGAGUGGUUGGAGGAGUGUCUCUUUUCGAAUUUGGAGGCCGGGUUGCUUGCUCGUUCUCUACUGAAGAGUAUGUUGAUCCCACAUGCGAGCAAGUUGUGCUGGUUGAGUCUGCUGAAAAGAUUCCUGAGGAUGAUGGUUACCUUACACUGUCAAGGAAGGUUGUUACGGCAGGACUACAAGGAGGAUUGCAAGUUGCCAUACAAGCCUAUGGGGGAUCUGACCGUCCAUCCGUAUCCGGUCUUCUUUACUUCCCUUCCCAGUAUUGCAGGGUAAGUCGGCGCACAUGCUUGGUCGGUGGCUUUGAGGUGGAGGUAACUGUUGCUUGGUCGUGGUUUGUACAGGACAAGAUGGAAAUCUUGUGAUCAAGGGAUCUACUACCUAUCUUGCCCAUCUACUAUGUAUCGCUACUCGUUAGUAAAAAUGUUUGAAUUAUUUGUAUGUCGGCCAGCUAUGCAAGUAGGAUGGUGUCCCAACUCCCAACUGUUUGUGUAUAGACUUUAUAUUGUGUUAUCUGAUCUGACUAUAACUUACUGUACUAUGUUAUACUUUUGGUUGCUUGGUACAUCUAGUGCAUUUAAUUUCCCACCUGCUGC
Messenger RNA from Triticum aestivum (bread wheat), 2032 nucleotides. RefSeq lists its product as uncharacterized. The coding region runs from base 416 to 1801 and encodes 461 amino acids. NCBI's taxonomy places the organism in Eukaryota, Viridiplantae, Streptophyta, Magnoliopsida, Poales, Poaceae. The record is from RefSeq and is a predicted model, not a curated record. The transcript is spliced from 3 exons.